AUGUUGGGAGGUUGUUGUGUUUGUGCGGAUGAGAACGGUUGGGAGGCGAAUCCGUUGGUGUAUUGUGAUGGACCGAAUUGUGAGGUUGCGGUUCAUCAAGGUAUUUACUUCUUUUGUUUUCAUUUUUGA
This is a messenger RNA of Anisakis simplex (herring worm), 129 nucleotides long. Lineage: Eukaryota; Metazoa; Nematoda; Chromadorea; Rhabditida; Anisakidae. The record is from the annotation of a GenBank genome assembly.